Molecule: messenger RNA, 1768 nt
Organism: Medioppia subpectinata
Lineage: Eukaryota; Metazoa; Arthropoda; Arachnida; Sarcoptiformes; Oppiidae
Source: the annotation of a GenBank genome assembly
GUGGGACUGGAUGUAGGACUGGCUCUCAUUAACUGUAAAUAAUGGCUGCGAGCUAUCAAUACGAGCCAUGAAUUGCCACACAUUUGUCAUACAUCCGAUCCAUUCAUCCAUUUUCAUCCAUUCAACUAUCAUAUGAACAGCGGCUCAAGACAUGUGGCGGAUUAAUUCAGUCGAAGAGAUUACCACUACAACCACCGCAUCCAUCUCUGAAGAGGAGGAAGACGAUGACAGCACUUCCAUCGCCUCCUAUCCAUCCCUUCAACUCAACCUAAACCCUCUGAAAGUGCCAUUUCCUGAGGCGGGGGUCGACCUCAUCGACACCACUGUCGAUGACUAUCAACUCAACCAUCACUUGAUCCAAGAGAAUGGUGUCAAAUGCUAUGAUUGCCAGACAUGGCAACAGAACUGGCUCUUUAAGAAAGCUAAGAAAAUGGACAACAAGUCUGACAUAAUGUUGGGAUAUAUGGCAAUGAUUAUCGCCGAACUGCCGAUCUGUAUGUUAAUCCCGAAUCCAAUCGAGAAAGUCUUCAGACCUGUCAUCGGCGACAGAGAUGUGGACGAGUUGUCAGACCUCUCAGAGCACAACUCUGUCGGCUCUCUUGACUUCUCCGACGAUGAAAGCGAUUACGAAGAGACCAUUGAUACGAAUGAUGUGAUGGAAAUGACAAGCGAUGUGUCAAAAGUGGAGGAAUGCCAAAAAGUAGUGCCCAUUAUAAUGACCACAAUUAGCAAAACGACAAAUACUAUUGAGAAGGAGUGCAACGAAUCAAAAGCCAUAAUUAAUAUGAAAGUCAGUGUUGUUUCAAACAAAGUGAAGCCAAUCGUGAAAACGGUGACAAAAGUGCCUAAUUAUCUGCCAAAAGAACUUCGAGUUAACGACAGAGACUCUGGGAGUGACCCAUAUCUGGUGCUAAGACCGGGUGACGCCUGCGUUCAGUCGGCGAUAACCGUUCAGUUCAUAUGUCGCGCCCGCGGAUCAAAACCAUUGUUAUAUUCUUGGUUUAAAGGCGACUCUCUUUUACAAUCCGAUCAACAUUUUCGCAUUUUUCAGAGCGGAGAAGAAAACAUACUGGAAAUCAUGAAUACCAGCCAAGAGUAUAGCGACCAAUACUCUUGUGUUGUCUACAAUCGCUUUGGCUAUCAAUGGUGUGAUUUCACUCUUCAAGUGAGAAACACUAGUUUUGUAUCCAAUAAAUGUCAUAAAAUGCCUCUCAAAAUGACCACAACUACAGUCGACAACGAAUGUGAGCCCAAGUCUGAGGCUGUCUCUGAAGUCUCUAAUAUCACUAUUAAUCCAAAGCAUGACAAACACAAAACUCGUCCGUUUGUUAUUCAACGGACUUGGGCUGAAAGAGUCGCUGAACUUAAUUCGAAAGCACAGAACAAACAAAAUGAAUCAAAUGUUGAGUUCAAAGGGGAUAACAAAGACUGUGAAGAAGAGACGCGUGUAUCGGUGCCAACACUCAUGACCUGUACUAUCGCUGAAAGAGAGCACAAGAAAUGGGAGAAUCCAGACAUCGAUUGGAAGGACAGCCCGUAUUCGGCGGAGAAUCUCAACUCUCGAUUACAGCAACGAGUGUUGAGUUUGAAUUCACUCAACGAAUCGUCUAUUGAAAGGACGGAUAACACGAAUGAUGAGAACGAAGCCGAGUCUGCAUUUCUCUCCUCUAAUUCUAAAGACAUGAGUCGUUAUCGAAAAGACUAUUAUGUAAAACAACAGCCAAUGAGUAGAGACGAAACGCUUCGUUCAUUUGAUGAAAACGUAUAA